UCUCUCUCUCCCUCUGAAACCAGAGCUAUGGAGGAGUUUUACUGCUCGGUCCCUGACAGUUGGUGGCAGAGGUGGGAUCUUCCAGUUAAAGGACAUUGGUAAAUAGAUUCUCCCAAAUUUUUUUUCUCUUCUUUUAUCCUGACGAAUCUACAAUGAAGGGAACCAAAUCUGGUAAAAUCAAGUCAGCCCCUUUAGAGAGAGAAGCACAGACAGAGGAUGGGAGUGAGGGCUGUGGAGCUUCUGCUGAAGAGGAAGUUCAUGGCAGAGAGCCAAAAAUAUCAGACCUGGCUGGCAUCCUUCAAGCUCACAUUGGACGACAGGAAGCCCAUGAGGUACAGUGGGAGAAGGUGAUUGUACGCCAGGAUCAAAGAUUUAAAGAUCUUCAACACCAGUUCAGUCUGUUUCAGCAAGAGUUUCAGGCCCAGACCUCUGCUGGCUUGCUACCUGGAGAGCAAGACCACGCCUGCUUCUCUGCAGGUUUGGGGCCUGCAGACCAUGAGAGGCCUCAUGAGUAUGCUGAUUGGGAUGAGGUGGAACCGGAGCCUGCACCACGCUGUUCAAAAUCAGGUGACUCAGUUUCUGUUCAUCCUUCCGAUAAAGAACCAAGAUUGCAAAAGCUAAGUGAAGAGGAUGACAUUGAGCAUUUUCUUAUAACUUUUGAAAGAAUAGCAUGUGCAUGUAGAUGGCCGAGAUCUGACUGGGCAUUCCAUUUGAUUCCACUAUUGACGGGUAAAGCCAGAAGUGCUUAUGUACAUAUGGAUGUGGAUGCAUCAAUGGACUAUGAUCAUGUUAAAGCUGCUAUUUUGCAGAAAUAUGAAAUAAGCAGUGAGACUUAUCGUCUGAGGUUCCGUUCUCUUCAAGUUGAACCAAAUGAGUCCCCCAGAGAACUCUUUGUGAGACUAAAGGAGCUCUAUGGGAGAUGGGUCAGACCCAGAGGUAAGACCAUUGAUGAAAUUAAUGAAACAAUAAUCCUUGAACAGUAUUUCCGAAUGCUAUCGCCAGAACUCCAAGUUUGGAUCAAGGAGCGUAAUCCAAGGGACGCAGCAGAGGCAGUUUCUUUGGCAGAUGCGUUUGUGGCAGCCCGUCGAAGGAACCAAUCAUGGGCUUAUAAGGCUAUGAAAAAGGAUUAUACCCCUGCGCCAGGUAACACCAGUCCGACAGAGAAUGUUGGUAAGCCAUGUGGAAGGGAGAAAUAUUUUCCCAGUCAAACAAAAAAUCUGGGGCGGAAACCUGUCUGUUAUUUGUGUGGGAAAGAAGGCCACACAAAACCGGUGUGUCCACAAAAUCCAGCUAAACUCUCCCAGAUGUAUUUUGUGCCCAGAGGGAACCAUGCCCCAAACCCAAUGAACCAGCUGUUGGUGGAGACCACAGUGGAGAUAGAUGGACAGAAAGUUAAGGCUCUGAUUGACACAGGAAGCACCCAGUCACUGGUUCAUCGCAGAUGAGGGACAAGCUGGAGAAGAUGACCACCUUGGCUCAGGAGCAUAUGAAGGUCUCCCAGCAAAAACAAAAAACCUGGUAUGACAGAACUGCUCGAGAGCGGCAUUUUGAACCAGGUCAAAAAGUUUUGGUUCUACUACCCACU
Nothobranchius furzeri (turquoise killifish) is the source of this 1585-nucleotide messenger RNA. The record is from RefSeq and is a predicted model, not a curated record. NCBI's taxonomy places the organism in Eukaryota, Metazoa, Chordata, Actinopteri, Cyprinodontiformes, Nothobranchiidae.